Xiphophorus couchianus (Monterrey platyfish) is the source of this 4114-nucleotide messenger RNA. RefSeq names its product cadherin 16, KSP-cadherin (gene cdh16). The transcript is spliced from 17 exons. Gene Ontology annotation, molecular function: calcium ion binding; cadherin binding; beta-catenin binding. Lineage: Eukaryota; Metazoa; Chordata; Actinopteri; Cyprinodontiformes; Poeciliidae. Bases 2 to 2500 code for a protein of 832 amino acids. The record is from RefSeq and is a predicted model, not a curated record. Gene Ontology annotation, cellular component: plasma membrane; catenin complex; adherens junction. Gene Ontology annotation, biological process: homophilic cell-cell adhesion; multicellular organism development; calcium-dependent cell-cell adhesion.
GAUGGCCGACAGGAAAGUCCCACCAAUGCGCCUCGCAGUCUUUUUACUUUCAGGGCUUCACACAUUUGCACCAUGCUCAGGGGCAAAUGUCAAAAUUGGUGUUCCUGAAAACUACGAUGGCAUUUUCCCGUGGUAUCUAACUAAGAUUCACAACCUGCCAAGUAAUUAUUCUGACCUGGUGUUAACUGGAGACGAUGAGGGCAUAUUUGGAGUAGAUGCCCAGUUUCUGUAUGCAAUAAAACCACUAGACAGAGAGAAACAGCCAUCUUACUCGUUGCAGGUGUCCUUCAAACCAUCAGGCGUCAUUCAGAACAUCAGAUUGUCAGCUCAUCGACAGACGUUCACUGUGGAAGUGUUUGUCAUUGACAAGAACGACAAUGUGCCCACCUUCAUUGAAGAGAGCAUGAGAGGCAGUGUUCAGCUUGGGCUGCUCAAAGGCAUCCCAUUCAUGCGAGUGGAAGCGGUCGAUCGCGAUGACCGUAACACUGCUCAUGCUGAGCUGCGGUUCAGCAUGAUGGAGCAAACUCCCAGGAUUCCCUCUAGUCAAAUGUUCUUCAUUGACUCCAUAACUGGAGAGGUUUCCCUCACUGAGGAAGGAGCCUCUACUCUGGACCCAGAGAUGUGUGGUCGUUAUAAGCUGUCAGUGAUGGUGAAAGACAUGGCAGGCAGGACUAAUGCUUUCUUCACCUCUGGCAUUGUUACUGUUGAGGUUACUGGAAACACUUGGGCAUCGCCAGACCCUGUGCGACUUCAGGAGAAUCUUCCUGGUCCUUACCCCAUUCCCAUAUCUCAGGUCAAAUGGAGUGGAAGCCAGGCAGCGUACAGUCUGGAUGGGGAGUUUCCAGAGAUGCUCUUUACCAUCAGCAGAGAAGGUGUCAUCUAUCUAAACGCACCGCUGGACAGAGAGACACAAGACCAGUUUCACAUCAGUAUUGUGGUUGAGCGUCCAGAUGGGAGACAGAUUGCCAAGCCUGUGGAGUUGAGGGUGAUGGUCGGCGACGCCAACGAUAACAGGCCCACAUUUCCUCAGGCUCAGUACCACACUGUGGUCAAAGAAUUGGCUGCUCGGGGGACAGAAAUCCUGACAGUGCAGGCUGCCGAUAAUGAUGAUCCCAAAACAGACAACGUACGGAUCUUCUACCGCUUGGUCGGGCAAAUUCCAGAGAGUCCUCGUGCCCUUUUCAGAGUGGACAGGGACUCGGGUGUCAUUUCUGUCCAGGCAGACAGUAUGGAGGGUACAGCACCUCAAUACACCCUGACUAUCACUGCAGAGGAUGCUAAAGGUCUAAACAGUUCAUGCACAGUGGUUGUGACGGUGCAGGAUGAGAACAACAACCCACCAGUCUUCUCCCAGCAUGAGUAUGGACCCUUUCACAUCCCUGAGGAUGCUCUCGUGGGCACCACGGUCACAUCUGUGUUGGCAAGGGAUGCAGAUGUUCGAGGCGGAGACAGCUGGCAGGUGGACUACCGUUUAGAGUCUGGAAACGAGGAGGAGGUCUUUACACUGGUGACAGACCGACAGACCAAUGAAGUUUCACUCAUUCUCUCAAAGGUUUUAGACUUUGAACGUGAGAGUGAGUACAUCCUGGUGCUCAGUGCCCAGAACCAAGUUCCUCUGGUCCGGGGCCGCUACGGCCCUUUAUCCACAGCAACAGUCUCCAUUUAUGUUGACGAUGUGAACGAGGGUCCAGUCUUGUCUCAAAGCCAUUACGAAGUGACGGUCAGAGAGGGAGAGGAACCAGGCCGCGUCAUUGCCACCAUCCGGGGUUAUGACCCUGAUUCCCACCCAAUUAGAUAUUCUCUUCAAGGAGACACCAAGAAGUAUUUCUCAAUAGGGAAAUAUUCUGGUGAGCUAAAAACUGUGCAAGCAUUGGACAGAGAGGAAAACAGCACAUACACCAUGGAGGUCAUUGCAGUGGAUGGACGAAACUCUUCCUUAUCUGCAUCCACCCUGGUGACUGUCCAAAUCCUGGAUGUGAAUGACAACAGUCCAGUGCUGGUCGGAGACUAUUCCUGGAAGUACCUGUGCACGCCUCGGUGGGAAGACCAAGCUCUGGUGUUGGCAUCACGCGACAGUGACGGCCCACAACACGGAGGGCGACUCAAUUUCUCACUCCGGAGUGAUGCCACAGUGCGACGCAACUGGAAGUUAACUCCCAUUAACGAUACUCACACCAACUUGUCAUUAAACAUACCGAACCUGCCCCCUGAAGUCUACAUGGUGCCUUUCACUAUUUCUGACAGCAGCUCUCCUCCUCGGAGCACCUUCAUAAACCUGCCAGUGACAGUGUGUCCCUGCAACGUCAGAGGAAACUGCAAGAUAGCUGCCAAGCCGCUGCAGGGCAUGCCAACUAUCCAGUCUGCAGUGGGGCUUCUGCUUGGCACCUUUGCAGUCAUAGGAAUCAUCCUCAUUGUUAUUUUCGUCAGACUGUCCUAUCAAAACCCCAAAGAGCCGAGCAAAACCAGCCAGGAGAGGGUCCCACUGAAGAUAUCCAUCUAACUAUAAUUAAUAUUGUACAUAAUUACUGUCUUCACUCUAUCUGCACCAAUGUAGAAAUGUUGCUUCAAGUUCUAUUUAAUGCAUGCGGUGUGUUAACGCCAUGUUCUUGGGACAUGAUUGUAACUUAUGUUUGCCUUUUUGUCUUUUUUUUCUAUAGAGGUGUUGCUUAGCUUUGAGAUAUUUUAUAUAUUUAUGAAGCCGCACGUAUGAAAAAUAUGAAUAACAAUAAUAGAAAAAAAGUUUAAAAAAUAGAGAUUAUUCUUAAAAACAUUUAACCUUAUACAUAAAUGUAUUUCCAAAAACAGUAGGCUCGCUAGUUUGUAACUAACGUCUUACAAACACAUAGCUGAUGGAUGACGCUUUCUAAUUUGUUGUAUUUACAAUACACUGCAGAAUAAUUCAUAAAUCAAAAUAAAAAUCCUGUAAUUAGUGUAAUUUUGUAGAAUUUCACAUUUUAAUUGUAAUAAACAAUUCCAGAAGUUGCAAAUAGUGUUAUCAUUCAAUUAUAGCUUCUAAUAGCAACACUUUUGUCUUCUUUUUUAUCCGUUCUGUAUAUAAAUUUCACAGCAGACUUACCUCUUCACAGGUUCUAGUUUAUUAUUUGGAGCUGUCACUCCUUACACAUCCAAAACCUUUAAUCUAAUGAGACAGCGAGAACUCUAAAAUUACAUUAGGUGUAUGCUGUGGUCCUGGCAAUUAAGUUUUUUGUUUUUUUUUUCAAAUGCUGACCGAGACGACCUAACAGGCAGGCAGAGCUAUAUUCAGACAAAAGUGUUGCUAAAAAUAGUUCAGGAACUGAAGGUCCACUGAAUAACACUGCCCAACAAAACAAUGACCUCUCAAACAAGUGAAGCUUUGUGAAAUGAGGUUAUCAUACAUGUCCAUUAACACUGCUAUGACCACAUUUCAGUAAGGCUUGGACACUCCUUAGUAAAACACAGUAGUCAUAUUAUUAGCCCUGCUUUAGAAAAACACAAAAAGAUUCACAGUUCAUAUCCAAGCUCCAUAAAUCUGGCCUCCAUGUAACAGUGAAAGUAAAAAACGGCCCAGAAAACCAUUACUUAAAGAAACAUUUCAGAAUUGUUUGCAGUUUGCAGCAAGCUUCGAAGGGGCCACAGUAACACAGCAAAGAAAGGACUCUGGUCAGAAUAGAGCAAAAUUUACCUAUCUGCACAUUAUCCAGAACACAUAAUGUUCAUGAUCAUUGAAACAUGCUGGUGGCAACAUUAUUUGUUGGGGAUACUUCACCAAGGAAAGGGAAACUAGUAGCAAAAUAGAACAAAAUACACUCGGUGACAGAAGUAAACAAUAGGAAGCUGGAAGACUAGUAAAAACCAACGAGUGGUUGCCAGGACAAAGAUUGAAUAGAAAAAAACAGGAAAAAAAAGUAUUGUGAGACCACAAGGACAACGACAUCAUCUUCAUCAACCACAAGAAUAGAAACAGCAGCAGCAACCCUACAAAAAGAUGAGAUGCAGCAAACAAUAAUACUCAUAGCUAGGUAAAGAGUGUGCGUGUGCGCGCGUGUCGGGGUGUGUGGACUGUUGGAUAUAGCAGGGACAAUCAUGGGAGUUCUGUAAUUUUGCAAGCUGCUGUGAUGCCUGAAAACCAAUA